GAUUUAUAAAACAAACUGUAAAAUAUCUAAAUUUUCUUCGAAAUCAAAUUUGUAAGCGUUUUAUUUAACCCUCAACCAGAAAAUUAAAAUGAACAUAAAGGAAGAAAUCGCCAAAACCUCCCUUCCUGUUGUUGAAGAUGGUUGAAACACUUUUCGAAGAUAUAUUUACUGUUACUCAAAAGGAUCCUGAUGGUAAAAAAUUUGAUAGAGUUAAUCGCAUUGAAGCACGGAGUGAGCAGUUUGAUAUGUACAUGCUGUUGGAUGUGAACACUGAGAUAUAUCCUAUGCGCGUCAAAGAGAAAUUUAUGAUGGUUUUAGCAUCUACUUUGAACUUGGAUGGGACACCAGAUACAGGUUAUUUCAUUCAGGGUAACAAGAAAUCACUUGCUGACAAGUUCGAAUAUGUCAUGCAUGGGAAGCUAUAUAGGAUCUCAGAGGAAGGUUCAGGAAAGCAUGUUAAAGCAGACAUUUUUGUUUCAUUUGGAGGACUUCUGAUGCAGCUGAGAGGAGAUCCAUCCAUCGCAGCUAAAUUUGAGCUUGACCAGAAGCUGUUCCUUCUCCUAAGGAAGGUUUGAUGUAAAGAAUUGGUAAUAUUAACCCAAUUUUAACUUUAAAAGGAGAUGGAGUAUUUGUAAGCUAAGCUACUGGCACGUUAUAAAUCGUGUGUGUGGCGCAGUUUCAAGGAUACAAAAGAAUAUAACUGAGAUAAUAAUAAUGGAGACCAAGGAAUGGAACUCUAUUUAUGUUGUUGAGGUGUGGGAAGCUAAUGUGCAGUUAUGAUCCUUGUAUCUCGUGAAAUUAAAGAAAAAAAUAUAUUUUCCUACUAGUAUUCUGUGAUGAACAAAAUUAGAACUCUUAUCAACUGGUAACAUAGUUGCAGUCCAUGAACGAACUGUUAUUAUCACGAGCCUUGUGUGUUUGAACA
Nicotiana tabacum (common tobacco) is the source of this 925-nucleotide messenger RNA. RefSeq names its product DNA-directed RNA polymerases II and V subunit 8A-like. Gene Ontology annotation, biological process: DNA-templated transcription. NCBI's taxonomy places the organism in Eukaryota, Viridiplantae, Streptophyta, Magnoliopsida, Solanales, Solanaceae. The record is from RefSeq and is a predicted model, not a curated record. Gene Ontology annotation, cellular component: RNA polymerase I complex; RNA polymerase II, core complex; RNA polymerase III complex.